Messenger RNA from Aureococcus anophagefferens, 1650 nucleotides. RefSeq lists its product as hypothetical. Gene Ontology annotation, molecular function: nucleic acid binding; 3'-5'-RNA exonuclease activity; nucleotide binding. NCBI's taxonomy places the organism in Eukaryota, Pelagophyceae, Pelagomonadales, Pelagomonadaceae. Bases 1 to 1650 code for a protein of 549 amino acids. Gene Ontology annotation, cellular component: nucleolus; nuclear exosome (RNase complex). The transcript is spliced from 3 exons. The record is from RefSeq and is a predicted model, not a curated record. Gene Ontology annotation, biological process: nuclear polyadenylation-dependent antisense transcript catabolic process; poly(A)-dependent snoRNA 3'-end processing; histone mRNA catabolic process.
AUGGGCCGCCCGUACCACAACAACAACAACCGCGGCAAGGGCGGCCGCGGACGCGGCCGCGGGCGCGGGCGCGGCCGCGGCCCGCAGAACCGGGAGCAGGAGGCGGCCGUGCGGCGCGUGCUCGCGCACCUGGCCGCGGGCACGCUCGAGCACGUGAAGCUCGUCGGCGAGGACGCGGCGGUGUGUAACGUAGUGAACGGCCUCGUCGCGUUCUCGCCGGCGCUCGGCGGCCGCGAGCGGUCCAUCGCGCACGGCGUCGCCGGCGACCUCGGCCUCUACCACUGGUCCGAGGGCGACGGCGAGGCCCGCCGCGCCUACGCGUCGCGGGACCCGCGGCCGGACCCGGGCGGCGGCCGCGCGGCGGCGGCCGUGGCGGCCGUCGCGCGCGCGUUCCUCGACAAGCCCCAGGCGUCGUGGCCGCCGCUCGCGAACGACCUCCGGCGCGUCUCCGAGGGCGCGGCCGCGCGAUGGGAGCGGCGGCGCGGCGACGACUGGGAAACGACGGACGAGCGGCCGGUGCACCCGCACGCGGACCGCGUCGCCGCGCUGCUCGCGGCGCCGCCGACGCGCGCGAGCCCCGCGGCGCCCGUCGCGCGCCGCGCGGCGGCGCCGCGGCCCGUGAACUUCGUCGACUCGACGGAGGCGCUCGCGGCGCUCGCGCGCGCCCUCGAGGGCGUCGACGUCUUCGGCGUCGACCUCGAGGCGCACGCGGAGCACAGCUACGAGUCCAUCGCGUGCCUCGUCCAGAUCUCGACGGCCGACGUGGACUACGUCGUCGACGCCUUGGCGCUCCGCUUCGAGCUGCGGGCCCUGGCCCCGGCCUUUGCGGAUCCCAACAUCCGCAAGGUCUUCCACGCGUGCCAGGGCGUCGACAUCCCGCGGCUCCAGCGCGACUUCGGCAUCUUCGUCGUCAACGUCUUCGACACGCAAGAGGCCGCGCGCUGUGCCGCGCGCGUGUUGGGCGCGCCGCUGGGCUUGGUCGCGCUCUACGCGAGCGCCGGCGUCAUAUCGACGGCGCGGCGCGACGAAUUGGAGAGUCUCAAGCGCGCGUACCAGAACUGCGACUGGCGGUCGCGGCCGCUGUCGCCGGCGCAACUCGAGUACGCGGUCUGCGACGCGCGCCACCUCGUCGACCUCGAGGCCUACCUGAACCGGGAGCUCCGGCACUUCGACCCGCUCCGCGACUACGGCCUGCCGCCGGGGGGCGCGGCCCGGGACGCGCCGCGCCCGCCGCCGCCGCCCGGCCCGCGGGAGGCCGCCGGCGACGAGGAGGCGGACAUGGUCGCGUCCGCGUACUGCAAGUCGCAGCGCGCGACGCUCUGCCUCUGGCGCGCGCCGCGGUCGCCGCGAUUGCAGGCCGCGCGCGACAAGCAGUUCGCGGCGCUCGCGCGCGACGCCGCGCCGCGCUUCUCCGCGCUCGUCGCGUGGCGCGACGCCGAGGCGCGCCGCCUCGACGAGGGGCCCCACGCGGUCUGCCCGUCCGCCGCGCUGGCGGCCUUCGCGAAGCGGUGGCCGACGACGCUCCGCGGGCUGCUCCUGGCCUUCGACCCGCUCCCGCCCCUCGUCGCGACGGACGCCUUCGGCGUCCGGGCCAGCCUCCUCGCGUGCCUCGCGGCGCUCGCCGAAAACCAAGUUAACCCCUACUUGUAA